Molecule: messenger RNA, 583 nt
Organism: Erigeron canadensis
Lineage: Eukaryota; Viridiplantae; Streptophyta; Magnoliopsida; Asterales; Asteraceae
Product: heavy metal-associated isoprenylated plant protein 28-like
Exons: 3
Coding region: 137-583 (148 amino acids)
Molecular function (GO): metal ion binding
Source: RefSeq, a predicted model, not a curated record
UAUUAAUUACACUCUUCCAAAUCAAAUAUUUGAUUUACACUCUUCCAAAUCAAAUAUUUGAAGAAUUAGCCUCAAAAACUAUAUAUAACAAAUCUAAAAGCUAGCUAUAUCUCUCUCUCAAGUUUAAAACUUGACAAUGGUAGAGAUGAUAGUGAACAUGGAUUGCCCAGGAUGCGAACGUAAAGUGAGAAAGGCCCUCCAAAACUUAGACGGAGUUGAGAGUAUUGAUAUAGAUAUGAACAUGCAAAAGGUAACCGUGACCGGAUGGGUGGAUCAAGAAAAGGUUCUGAAGAAAAUUAGAAGGACCGGAAAGAAAGCUGAAUUAUGGCCGUUUCCAAACAACCCUGAAAGGAUCGUGUUCACGCAGCAGUAUACCGACAUGUACAGUUAUCAUAGCGAUCCGGCUACUUACUUUCAUGUCCAGCAACCAGACAUCUCUAUGUAUAACUACAAUGAACAUGGAUACAGGUACGGGCAGAUUACCAGUACUCAAGAAUCGCCUUAUUCUUCGACAGCUACUUUUGGCGAAAGGGCUAGCGUUGCGUUCAAUGAUGAAAACGUGAAUGCAUGUUCAGUAAUGUAA